UACCCGACACAUUUUUUUUUUAUUAUUAGUUUUUCAUAUGUGGUAUUCCAAAGAAUAUGAUCCUAUACAAGUGGGUUCUAUUGACGGUACAGAUAUUCAUCCGCAUGAUGCUGCUAUUGCUAGAGCCACUCGUUCCACCUAUAGACCACCCAAGCAUUUAAAGACCGAUUUCAAUUGCACUCUUUUUAUCAGUCGAUUGAAUUUCGAUACAACAGAGCUAACUCUCAAGCCCUUCUUUGAAAAGUACGGUACUGUAACCACGGUCGAACUUAUCCGUAAUAAUGUAACUGGUUUAUCACAAGGCUAUGCAUUCAUCACUUUUGCAGAUACAGCAUCAUGUCGUGAAGCCUACAAAUACGCACACGAAACUGUUUUAGAUGACCACGUAAUUCUUGUAGACUAUGAAAGGAGCCGUACUAUGCGUAAUUGGAUACCCAGGAGACUGGGUGGUGGGUAUGGUGGAAAGAAAGAAAGUGGUCAAUUAAGAUUUGGUGCCAGAGAUAGACCCUUUCGAGAUCCAUAUGGGAAACUUCGGAUUGAUUAUGAUCAGAAGCGGUCUGACAAUUGGAGAACCACAACAGAUGGCUCAAAUGAACAUCGUGGAGACAGCAAAAAUUGUAAAGAAAGAGAUAAUGAACAUCACAUAGGUAAAGACAGUGAACGUCACAGAGAGGUUAGACCAAGUGAGCAUCGCAGAGAAAGAUCAAGUGAACGUCGCAGAGAAAGAUCAAGCGAGAGACGCAGAGAAAGAUCAAGUGAGCGUCGCAGAGAAAGAUCAAGUGAGCGUCGCAGAGAAAGAUCAAGUGAGCGCAGCAGAGAGGGACCAAGUAAAAGAUCAAGUGAGCAUAGACGACAGAGCGACCGAGGAUCUCCCGAACAUAAAAAGAAACGCACUGAUCGUUAUCGUUAAAACUCCACAAAUGACAGAAAAGAAACUAAUGAAACCUUUAAUAAUAAAAAGAACAGCAUCAAAACAACAAGGGCAUCAUGCCCGAACAAGAAGACUUUAAAGAGGCAGAUG
Mucor mucedo is the source of this 1021-nucleotide messenger RNA. Its product is annotated as U11/U12 small nuclear ribonucleoprotein 35 kDa protein-like protein. Gene Ontology annotation, biological process: mRNA splicing, via spliceosome. Gene Ontology annotation, cellular component: U12-type spliceosomal complex; precatalytic spliceosome. The record is from RefSeq and is a predicted model, not a curated record. Gene Ontology annotation, molecular function: snRNA binding; mRNA binding. Lineage: Eukaryota; Fungi; Mucoromycota; Mucoromycetes; Mucorales; Mucoraceae. The transcript is spliced from 4 exons. The coding region runs from base 38 to 910 and encodes 290 amino acids.